This is a messenger RNA of Venustampulla echinocandica, 1884 nucleotides long. RefSeq names its product ImpB family protein. Gene Ontology annotation, biological process: error-prone translesion synthesis. The transcript is spliced from 2 exons. Gene Ontology annotation, molecular function: damaged DNA binding; DNA-directed DNA polymerase activity. The coding region runs from base 1 to 1884 and encodes 627 amino acids. Gene Ontology annotation, cellular component: nucleus. The record is from RefSeq and is a predicted model, not a curated record. NCBI's taxonomy places the organism in Eukaryota, Fungi, Ascomycota, Leotiomycetes, Helotiales, Pleuroascaceae.
AUGACAUCAGAACUUCCCACCGAACCAAAAGCCGUCAAUGAGCAUGAUACGUUGAAGUAUUCCCUCUUAGGCCCGUCACUUACAAAGUCGGGCCAGGAGAGUGUAGAUCAGCAGAAGGUUUCAGAAAUCAUAUAUAACGCAUCGAAAGGCUCCAAAUUUUUCAACAAUGAGGAAGUCAGGGACAAGAAUCUAACGCAAAAAAUCGAACGCAUCCUAGCGAGGAAGGAGGAGCUUGAGAAAUUAGACUUAGCCGGCGAUCUAAGGAAGGCAGAUGAUUAUAUUACCGAGCUUGAAGCCUCCAGAGAUUUGUCGCAAGUCCUGAUACACAUCGAUUGCGACGCCUUCUAUGCCGCUGUGGAGGAACUGGAUCGCCCCGAACUAAAGGAAGUUCCAUUUGCUGUUGGGAAGGGGGUUCUCACAACCUGCAACUAUCAUGCUAGGAAGUUCGGGUGCAGGAGCGGCAUGGCGAGCUUCGUGGCCAAGAAAUUGUGUCCCCAGCUCAUCCUACUUCCCUUGAACUUUGACAAAUAUACAGCAAAAGCGCAAGAAGUUAGGGAGGUCAUAGUCGACUACGAUCCACGAUUUGAGAGUGCAAGCAUAGACGAGGCUUAUCUCAAUAUCACAGAAUAUUGUCAAAAGAAUGGCACUUCUCCCGAUGAUGCCGUUCAGAAGCUGCGGCGCGAGGUCCAUGAAAAGUCUAAUAUUACAGUUUCUGCGGGCAUUGCAGCAAAUGCUAAAUUGGCCAAGAUAUGCUCUAAUAAGAAUAAGCCAAAUGGACAAUUCCUCCUUCCGAGUGAUAGGGAUGCGAUUAUGGCGUUCAUGCAUGAUCUUCCAACCCGGAAGGUCAACGGCAUUGGUCGAGUUUUCGAGAGAGAGCUUGAUGCAAUUGGUGUCAAAACAUGUGGCGAUAUUUAUACAUAUCGGCAAUAUCUUACCAAGUUGUUCGGCGAGAAAGCAUUUGUAUUCUUAGUGCAAUGCCAUCUCGGUUUGGGGAGAACAACUGUCCAGCCGGCUGAGCAGUAUGAGCGGAAAAGCGUAGGGACCGAAAGUACAUUUGGUGAGAUGGGGAAUCCCAGAGAACUUCGAGAAAAACUCCGGGCAACGGCGGAAGCACUAGAAAAAGACAUGGUCCGGACGCAGUUCAAAGGCCGAACACUCUGCUUAAAGGUCAAGCUGCACACUUUUGAGGUUCUCACUAGACAAGUCAUCCCUCCCAAAUCGGUAUACAUGGCGGAAGAUCUUUACAAGUAUUCCGUUCCGAUGCUCUCCAAGCUCGAGCAGGAAUUUCCUGGGAUGAAACUACGACUUAUGGGUCUAAGAUGUACCCAUCUAGUCAGUAUGAAAAGACCUGACACAAUGGCCUUCUUCGGGUUCAGGAAACGACGCAACGAUUCGCCAACAGAUAUAGGAGAGUCUUCUACCUCGCCCCACUCUAAACGUAAAGCCGAUGCUCUUGACGACGAAAAUACUAGCUCCCAGUGGGAGGAAUGGCCCGAUGAGCUCCUCUUCGAAGCCGCCGAGCGUCAAGAGCGCGAAGAUGAAUUGCAAGAACUAGAAAGCCUAAGUCAAGAAAUCGACAAGAGAAGACAUCACGGCAAGGAAAUCGUACCUAAUCCGAGGAGAGAAGCCUCUGUCGAGGAGGAGUGGUGGGAUUGUCCUAUCUGCAUGAGGCGCCAAGCAGCCAGUGAGAGGGAAUUCAACGAGCAUAUUGACCUUUGCCUUUCGAGGCAGACGAUCAGGGAUGUUGUGCAGGAGACUGCCAAUGCGAGAGUGUCAGAACAUACCUCGAUUAACAAUAAGAGGAUCAAAUCUGGUAGCGAGAAAGGAAGAGCGAGAUCUGGGGUACCGGGUGACCCUAAGCAGCGGCGGCUAUGUUUUGGAUGA